Molecule: messenger RNA, 417 nt
Organism: Alternaria hordeiaustralica
Lineage: Eukaryota; Fungi; Ascomycota; Dothideomycetes; Pleosporales; Pleosporaceae
Exons: 2
Coding region: 1-417 (138 amino acids)
Source: RefSeq, a predicted model, not a curated record
AUGGCUAUUGUCGUCAACGGCGCUCCCCUGCCCGAGUACGACGACGACAGCGACACUCCCGCGUCGCCAACAACGGUCACCAAAUAUGUCGAAGCGACAUCUGGCGCCAACUUCGCGAUUCAAGUAUCAGUCACUGAAGAUUUUCCCUUCCCAAAGGGUGACAUGCUAGCUGCGAUCAGCCUCGAUGGGCAAGUGAUCGAACGUGGAAUCAGCCCCGAAAGCCGCUUCUUUCAUACACGUCUGUACCAUGGCCGUAGCAGCCAAAUCGGUGGACACCCGAAGAUACAGAAAUUCUGCUUUGCCGAAUUGGAAAUCGGUAGGUUCAUUGCGGAGAACCUAUCAUACAUCUUUCUUUCCAAUGUCAAAGCUAAGCUAAUGAUUCUGAAGUUGAAGGAAGCACAUUUCUCCCUGAUCUGA